Molecule: messenger RNA, 1349 nt
Organism: Conger conger (European conger)
Lineage: Eukaryota; Metazoa; Chordata; Actinopteri; Anguilliformes; Congridae
Gene: lrrc28
Product: leucine rich repeat containing 28
Exons: 10
Coding region: 228-1328 (366 amino acids)
Molecular function (GO): protein binding
Source: RefSeq, a predicted model, not a curated record
AUGUCUAUGUUCCCUGCAAACGGUGUUAGGUCCGCUAGCAAUCUACCUGCCGUUAAGAAAGUCCGUUGCUCAGUGGAACAGUUCAUGUAUUAAGCUUACGUUACAGUCUAAUCUUGGCACCCAACCAAGUCAAAGGUAUCUGCUACGGUGUAGUUGUAAGAAAGUGAAAAUGGUGUGAUGGGAGUUCUGAGACGAUAGUCCCGUACGGCGAGGGACCAGGGGAAACCAUGUCGUCCGAGCUACAGGAGGCGAUAUGCACGGCCAGGCAGGAGAGACACAAAAAUCUGUUCCUGAACUAUCGAAACCUCAACAUCUUCCCAUUGGAACUCCUGAAGGACGAGGGCCUGCAGUUUCUGGAGCGGCUCUACAUGAAGAGGAACUCCCUAACCACCCUGCCUGAAAAUCUGGCCCAGAAGCUGCCAAAUCUUAUUGAGCUCUAUCUGCAUUCUAACAACAUCGUCAUUGUUCCUGAAGCCAUCGGAAACCUGGCCAAGCUACAGUCCCUGGACCUGAGUGACAACGCCCUGCAGGUCAUCUGCCCCGAGAUUGGCCGGCUGCGCUCCCUGCGCCACCUCAGAUUGGCCAACAACCAACUGAAGUUCCUCCCACCAGAGAUAGGGGACCUGCGGGAGCUGGAGACUCUGGACGUGUCGAUGAACAUGCUGAGCACUCUGCCGGCCCGGCUGCACCAGUGCCUGUCCCUGCAAUGCCUCACCGCCGACCGCAACGGCCUGCGCUGCCUCCCCCGCCAGCUCACCCAGCUGCACAGCCUCAACGAGCUCAGCAUGGCCACCAACUGCCUGGCCUCGCUGCCUCUGGAUCUAGGACGCUCGCGGGAGCUGCAGUUUGUCUUCGUCGACAACAACGUUCACCUGAAGGGCCUCCCAUCCUUCCUGUACAACAAGGUGAUCGGCUGCAGCGGAUGUGGGCUGUCGGGGCAGGUGUCUGAAGGGAAGCUGCUCUCUCUGGUGCUGGAGGAGGUGAGCGUGCCCCUGCCGGCGGAGGUGAAGUCCAUCGGUGUGGAAGCGGAGAGAGUGAUGCCCCUGGAAGAGCUGGCCAUGAGAGUGCUGCACCGCAUGUACAGCUCCCGGCUCAAAGAUGUGAAGUUCCUGCCCCCGAUCUCGUUACCCACGAGCCUGCUGGAGCUCCUGCACUGUCCCCUGGGCCACUGUCACCGCUGCAGCCAGCCCAUGUUUACCAUAGUCUACCCCAAACUCUUCCCCCUGAGAGAGACCGCCCUGGCGGGGGUGCACCGCAGGACCACAGUGAGCUUUGUGGCGUACUGCUGCUCCAGCCAGUGCGUGCGGAUGUUUGACCUCCAGAGCUGAUCCACACCGAGGGGGGGGGGG